AUGAUGAAAGCAUCAGAGAGCAAGCAGCAGGGAGAAGGGCCUAUCACAGACACUGGCAAAGAAGAAGAGACUAAGACCCCAUUGGGCCAGCCUACUGCUCAGGGCAAUUGCUGUUCCCUUCCUGGCAUCAGCCUCCUCGAGAAGCUCAUCAAAACAUGCCCGGCUUGGCUUCAUCUGAGCAUCACUCGGGAAAGGGCUGAUGAACUGCUCUGCAAGGAACCAGCAGGGAUAUUCAUUGUUAGGAAAGAUGAAAACCUGAAAAACCUCUUUCUCUCGGUUCAUUUCCCAGCCCAGGCAGAGGGAUCUGAAGUGGUGGAGUACAAGAUUAAAGAAGAAAAAUCAUUAAUCUAUCUGGAAGGAUCUCUUCUCGUGUUUGGAGACAUCUUCAAACUGGUCGCGUUCUUCUGUGUCAGUAGAGAUUUGCUUCCCUUCACGCUAAGACUGCCUCAAGCAAUAUUGGAAGCAAGAAGUCUGACAGAUCUGGAAGCCAUCUCCAGUCUGGGGACUGGUUUCUGGGAUUCCACUUUAAAUCAGAAGCAAGGAAGAAGAAGGCUUUCUCACCCUGUGAAAGGUUCUGCUUUUGCCACCGCCCAGGCAACAAAAAUUAAAAAACCCAACCAGUGUUUUGCAAGCAGCAGGAACAAUUGUUCAUGUGAAAUUGAGCUGUCAGUCGGAAGUGACAGGCUGUGGUUUGUGAAUCCUAUUUUUAUAGAAGAGAGAAGCAAUCCAUUUCCCCUGGAUGUGCCUCCUCAAGAGAGCUGCAGGGAGACUCUUCCUUCGGCUCCUGACAUUGUGACAACACCCAUCAAAAGAACUCCCAGCCAUCGCCCUCCGCCGCCACCUCCACCGCCACCACUGCCUCCGCCGCCACCACCACCACGUCCACAUGCUCUGAAGCAACCUGUGAAGUCUCCUGCAACCAGUUCUGAAGGGGACCACUUUCAUCUUCAGGACGAAAAGGACAUGAAAACAGAGGUCAGUAAAGAAAAAGAAAAUGAUGGGGAAGGGUCCUUUUCUCCUAGGGGCCAUUCAUCCACAAAGAAAAGUGCCCCCCCUCCAUUCAUUCCACCAAGGAGGUGUGUGUCUGAAAGACCACUGGGGAAAAGUUGUGCUGAUAAAUCUGGGAAAUGUACGGUGCCGGAAAAGGUACCAGCAGGAAAACAGAGCAAUGGGACCAAAGAACAUGUUAAUAACAUUCAGGAUACUGAGGUCCCACAGGAGGCCACAGAGGAGGACCCCUCCCAGUGUCAAGAAGCCACACCUGAUAUGGGCACCAAGACACAGUCGGUUGAGCUGCAGAGGACCCCUUCAGAGAAGCCAGUGGGGCCGCCCAUCCCUCCCCCAAGAACGAAGAGGCUCUCUAGGCAGACAUCGUCGGCCAACUCUUGCCUUUCCAAACAAGCAAGCUUGGACGAGUCAGAAGGACCUGUGCAACAAAAAGACACGAGGCCAGUCAAGAAAACCUACUUGGAUGCAAAAAGGAAAUCAAGACCUGACUGUAGGCUUUUCAGUUUAUCAGAUCGCGAAGGCUCGCGUGACUCUCUGGACUGCCCAGUAAGCAACGCAUCGGCUCCGACUUCUGCCUCUGAGCAAGACUCCUAUUCCACUAGCAGCACAGAAGAUGAGACAGAGCAGGUCACCAGGCCUUCAGUUAAGAAGACCCCUUCCUUGCUCCUAGGCCGGGCCAGGCACCGCCUGUCCAUGGUCAGCUUGAGUAACGUCUUCACUGCUUUCCUGUCUGCUGACCGAAAGCUGCAGAAGAAGAUUGUGGAGUUGGCCCAGGACAAGGACUCAUACUUCGGCAAUUUGGUGCAGGAUUACAAAGUGUACAGUUUGGAGAUGAUGGCAAGGCAGAGCUCGAGCACGGAGAUGCUGCAAGAGAUCCGCUUAAUGAUGACACAACUGAAGAGCUACUUAAUACAAAGCACAGAGCUGAAAUCUCUGAUGGACCAGACGGUUUACCUUGAUGGCCAGCUAGAGGCGAUAAUCGAAUCCGCUUUGCACAAGUGUAUGUUGAAGCCUUUACAAGACGCCAUCUACACCUACUUACGCGAAAUCCACAACAAAGAUGGAUCCUUUAAGUUCCUGAAGGAGAACCAGCAAGUCAUACAGAAUACAACAACUACUGACUUGGGAGUCACCACUAGCGUGCCUGAAGCCACAUUGCUGGAGAAAAUCCUGCAAAAAUUCACCAACAUGCAUAAGGCUUACUCACCAGAGAAAAAGAUUUCCAUCCUCUUGAAGUCUUGCAAACUCAUCUAUGACUCCAUGGCUCAGGGAAAUCCAGGGAAGCCGUAUGGGGCAGAUGACUUCCUUCCAGUGCUUAUGUACGUUCUGGCCCGCAGUGACCUGACAGAGAUGCUUCUGAACGUGGAGUAUAUGAUGGAACUCAUGGACCCUGCUCUGCAGCUGGGUGAAGGUUCUUAUUAUUUAAUCACUACUUACGGAGCAGUGGAGCUGAUCAAAAGUUACGAUAAGAUCACGGUCACCCGGCAGCUGAGCACCGAGGUUCAGGACUCCAUCCACCGCUGGGAGAGGCGGAGAACGCUGAACAAAGCCCGGGCUUCCCGCUCAUCUGUGCAGGACUUCAUCACAAUCUCCCUUUCGGAAGCAGACGCCAUGACACGGACGCUGGCCUAUCGGACUGAUGCAACGGCUCAGCAGCUGACUGAACAAUGCGCUGCGAAGUUUGAGGUCUUGGAGCCUCAGGACUAUGGCUUGUUUGUCCAGAUGGGUGAAAAGAGCUUGCAGCUCGCUGAAGAUGCCCUCCCUCACCGUAUCAAAUCGCAUCUCCUGAACAAAGACCCCAAGGAAACCUUCCUCUUUAUUUAUAAGCAGAUAAGCGGCCAAGAGACACCAGUUAUCAAGGAACCGGACGAUUUAUAA
This is a messenger RNA of Euleptes europaea (tarantolino), 2886 nucleotides long. It is a transcript of the gene RIN3, whose product is annotated as Ras and Rab interactor 3. Bases 1 to 2886 code for a protein of 961 amino acids. NCBI's taxonomy places the organism in Eukaryota, Metazoa, Chordata, Lepidosauria, Squamata, Sphaerodactylidae. Gene Ontology annotation, molecular function: small GTPase binding; guanyl-nucleotide exchange factor activity. The record is from RefSeq and is a predicted model, not a curated record. Gene Ontology annotation, cellular component: cytosol; endocytic vesicle. Gene Ontology annotation, biological process: vesicle-mediated transport; signal transduction. The transcript is spliced from 10 exons.